Molecule: messenger RNA, 1697 nt
Organism: Desarmillaria tabescens
Lineage: Eukaryota; Fungi; Basidiomycota; Agaricomycetes; Agaricales; Physalacriaceae
Product: WD40-repeat-containing domain protein
Exons: 7
Coding region: 1-1578 (525 amino acids)
Biological process (GO): rRNA processing
Cellular component (GO): Pwp2p-containing subcomplex of 90S preribosome; small-subunit processome
Molecular function (GO): protein binding
Source: RefSeq, a predicted model, not a curated record
AUGCCGAAACGCGGACCUAAACGCCAGAAGACCUCAGCUGACGACAAUGCGAGUAAGGAUGAUGAGGAGAGAAGGCUGGAGAGCCUACUUUUGGGGUACCAAGACGAAGACGAGGGUGAGGAAGAGAACGGGAAGGAACUUCAGAACCUUACGGACAGAGACUUGUUCUUCGUAGACGAUGAUGCUGGUCCUUCUGGCGAGGCUGGCAGGGAUGAGGAAGAUGACGACGAGGAAAACGAGGAAGAAAAAGGAAGCGAUGAUGAUAACGACGACGACGACGAAGCCGAGCCAGCCGAGCGACUGGCCAAGCCUGAACCCGUACUCUCCUCUCGCAAAAAGCCAGCAUGGACGGACCCUUCUGAUCCUCCAGUUGUGUCCCUUGUCGCGUCCAAGCGCUCACGAAAACUCCGUGACGCGCCCUCUGAAACAACACUGUCAGGCCGAGCUCCAGAUGGGCUAAGAAACGACGGCGUGAAGGCGAAGACGACGACAAACGAUAACGACAGCCUAUUCACAUCGACAGCAGGAAUACUGUCACGGCAGAGUCGGCGUACACUGUCGCCUGGGAUCCUCGCCAUCGAGCGACUUCGUGACGCCAACCAGUCUUCGCAAAAAGCCGACGUCAAGUCGCUCGCCUUUCACCCCAGUGAGCGUGUCCCCGUACUUGCAGUCGGCACGUCGGACCGUCGAGUGCGCUUGUACAACGUCGACGGACACACCUCUCCGCUUCUGCAAACACUGCAUAUACCCACGAUUCCCUUCACAUCCCAAUCCUCCGUUUCCUUCCAUCCAUCAGGGACGCACCUCCUACUUACUGGUAACCGCCCAUACUACGCCGUGUAUGACCUCCAAUCUGGCGCUCUCAAAACACACAACGGGCUAUGGGGAACACGAUUCUCCACCCCGGGAAUUGCCAAGGCAGAGUGCAUGGAGAUAACAGCAUUCUCACCUACUGGUGAGAUGCUAGCUGUGGCAGGCCGAGGUGGGAACGUGCAUCUUGUUGAUUGGCGGAGCGGAGGCGGGCAAGUUGUCGGGACGCUCAAGUGUGGGGCGGGCGGCGGGAUUCGGGAGCUGUGGUGGACGAAGGAAAGGGAGGAGGAGGGCCUGGUGGUGCUCACGGGAGACGCCGAAGUUUGCUUAUGGGAUGUUGGUCAGCGACGGGGCGGGUUCAGAGGGGCGGGCCGUGCCAUGGCCGGGACCACAACUGGCGGAUGGAUGGCUAUCGGUUCGAAUUCCGGGUUAGUGAACAUGUACACUGCCGACGCAUUCGUUGGCACCAGUAGUAGUACCGCCCAACCAAAACCGACCAAAACUAUCGGCAAUUUGACCACUGCGAUAUCAACACUACGCUUUAACCACGACGCGCAGUUAAUGGCUGUAGCCAGCCGGGAGAAGAAAGAUGCAAUGAAACUGAUACAUCUUCCAUCGCUCACAGCCUUCUCCAACUGGCCUACAUCAAGUAGUCCUAUUGGACACGUCACCGCUGUAGACUUCUCUCCGCGAAGCGAUUAUCUUGCUAUUGGGAACACCAAAGGAAGGGUGUUGCUUUAUCACCUAAGGGACUACGGCAAGUCGUGAUUUCAUGGUAAAAGUAGAAUGGACAUCAUAUGAUUUUAUUGCCGUGACAAGUAAAAAGUAUGCGUAUGAUGAUUACCCAUAAUGACGAUACAUACAUAAGAGGGGACGGGUAACAGAAC